AUGUGGUUACUGCGAUCCCUCGGGGAGCGUAUGAACGCCACACGUACUGUCAAAGAAUUCUGGAUAAGAGUGCUGGAAGGCCUGAAUCACAACGAAUACGACGUACCCUUUGCGCUUCUAUAUACCGUUACCGAGGCAGACGACAUUGAGAAUGGUUCCUCGCAUUCAGAUGCAACGCCAACGUCUGUCAAGUCAUGCGUGUUCGAAGGAUCUAUCGGCGUGCCGAGAGGGCAUGCAGUGUCUCCCGACAAUUUCAGCUUCAAGAACUACGAUGGUAUCUUGACACCUGCUUUUCGAGCAGCUACCCAGACCCUGGAGCCCAGGAUGUUGAGCAUCAAAGACCAUACGCUUCCACAGCCACUGUUAGACAUCAUCGAAUGGCGCGGCUACAAGGAUCCUUGUAGAGAGGCCAUAGUUCUACCUCUACGACCAACCAAUGCAGACAACGUGUCUUUCAUCGCCAUGCUCAAUAGACAGAUCGCCACGUCGUUGGCGUCAGUACUACUUUUCGAAGGUGAAGUGCGGCAAAGCAAAGAAGUCGCUGAGAUGGCUACCCUACAAAGAGAACAGAUGUCUCGACAGCUCCAACUUCAGACCGGACGAAUGCGCCGAAUGACCGAACUAUCGCCCAUGGGCAUGUACCUAUUCAAUCCGGAUGGACUUUUAUUGGAGGCGAACGAGAAAUACUACGAGAUGACAGGUGUCUCACCUACAGGAACCAAACUACCUUGGACUAUUGAGAUGAUGGUGGGUGAGAGCAAGCAAGUGGCACAAGACAUGUGGAACUCAAGUCGUGAGCUACAAUUCGCCAACUCGACAUUCCAGCCCCGAGAUAUCGACGGUUCACUAAUCGAAUAUUGGGUCCUCUCUGCUAGUCAGCCAGAGCUAAGCCCCGAUGGUGAGCUGAUCAGCAUCAUGGGCUCGCUCACGGACAUUUCGCAUUUGAAGUGGGCGCAGGGUCUGCAAGAACGAAGACUACGAGAGGCAGAAGAGGCGAAGCGUCAACAAAACGAAUUCAUCGACAUCACGUCGCACGAGAUGAGAAACCCGCUUUCCGCGAUCUUGAUAUGCGCCGACGAUAUCAAAGAUACUCUGACGCACUAUAAAUUCUCAUGCACUGGCGAUCGAAAGAUGGCCCAGGACUGUAUCGAGGCUGCUGAAAACAUCGCUCUUUGUGUUCAGCAUCAAAAGUCGAUCGUCGACGAUAUUCUCACGGUCUCAAAGCUGGACUCGAAUCUUCUCCGCAUCACUCCAAUUCCAGCGCAGCCUAUCAUCGUUGUACAGCGGUCUAUGGCAAUGUUCCGUCCUGAAAUACAAGCCAAGAACAUCGACUUCAAGUUCGUUCCGCAUCAGAGUAUCCGAGACCUCGAAAUUGACUGGGUCAUUCUUGAUCCAAGUCGACUCCUUCAAAUCAUCGUCAACCUUAUUACCAAUGCCAUCAAGUUCACUAUGGACGCACCAGUUCGCUCGAUCACAGUUCAUGUCUGUGCUCAUGCGGAAUCGCCAGACUUUGGCGUACCAGAAGGAUUCCAAUUUGUUCCGCCAAGACAAAUCGUGAGCGAAUUCGGAAACGGCGAGGGUUGGGGCUCAGGCUCGUUUGUCUAUCUUCGGUUCAAUGUCCAGGACACUGGAUGCGGUUUGUCGCCUCAGCAGAUAUCGCUGCUAUUUGAGAAGUUUGCGCAAGCUUACGGCGGUAGCGGUCUCGGACUCUUCAUCUCGCGCCAACUUGCCGAGCUUCACGGCGGUCAGAUCGGCGUCUCGUCACAAGCUGGCGUCGGCAGUACUUUCGGGUUCUACUUGAAAUGCAAACGCAUGAUUGCAAAAAAGCCUACGAUCUCAACAGAUACAGUGAAGCACGCUCUAGACGCCGAACACGCGGCAUCUUCGCGCAAAAUCAGCGCCGCAGCUGCGAACCAGAACUCCACCGCGCCCGCUGCCACGCCUAAGGAAGUUGAGACCCCGGUACAAGCACAGAUUCCCCGGCCCACAGACGACAAGAAAGACGAAGAGGAAGAUGACCGACUUCACGUUCUUGUCGUCGAAGACAAUCUAGUCAACCAAAAGGUACUGGUGAAACAGCUCACAAAAACUGGCUGUGUCACACAUACCGCCGAUAACGGCGUCUGGGCAUUGAAGCAUCUCGCGAAAACGAGAUUUUGCGUUGCUAAUGGCAUGCCACUCACCAUCAUUCUCAUGGACUGCGAGAUGCCGGAGAUGGACGGCCUCACCUGCUGCAGGAAGAUACGAGAGAUGGAGGAACGGAAAGAGAUUACGAAGCAUGUGCCAAUCAUUGCGGUCACCGCGAAUAUUCGAGGGGGACAGAUGGAUGACGCAAAGGAAGCGGGUAUGGAUGAUGUUGUUGGAAAGCCGUUCAGGAUUCCGGAUCUCUUGGCCAAGAUGAAGGCCUUGUUGAAGAAGCUUGAGGACUAA
Messenger RNA from Alternaria conjuncta, 2430 nucleotides. RefSeq lists its product as uncharacterized. The coding region runs from base 1 to 2430 and encodes 809 amino acids. Gene Ontology annotation, molecular function: phosphorelay sensor kinase activity. Gene Ontology annotation, biological process: phosphorylation; phosphorelay signal transduction system. The transcript is spliced from 8 exons. The record is from RefSeq and is a predicted model, not a curated record. NCBI's taxonomy places the organism in Eukaryota, Fungi, Ascomycota, Dothideomycetes, Pleosporales, Pleosporaceae.